AUGAAAGUCAAACGACUAGUUUUUGUUUUGUAUGCACCUAAUGCAAGAAAUGUUUGGCUAAUAUUAACAACCUAUGGUAUACAACAAUAUCGAUCAGAAAUGAACAAAAAUCAUAAGGGUCUAUGGGAUAUUGUAACAGAUAAAGCUCCAUCUGGUCCAACUUAUCUCUACUUAAUUAAUGAUUAUCAUAUGGAAGAUAUAUGUUACGAACAGAUCCAGUAA
Molecule: messenger RNA, 222 nt
Organism: Rotaria sp. Silwood2
Lineage: Eukaryota; Metazoa; Rotifera; Eurotatoria; Philodinida; Philodinidae
Source: the annotation of a GenBank genome assembly